UUCAACUGGUGAUUCGGAUUUCGCUGGCCCAUCCACAGUAUCAACCGAGGCCAAAGGAGUUGUCCCUGCUGAAGAUGUCGGAGUCGGAGCUGGGAAGCUGCCAGGUCGAGAUGAUGGACAAAGUGCCAUCUUUGGCCGCGGACCCUCCGCCCGCGACCAGACCCUUCGGACGCAAGUGCCAAGCGCGUCUCUGGGAAGCCGCGCGCUAUGCGGUCGGCUACCCUCCAGCAAUGCACAGUGCUCUGCAAAGCAUGAGCCUUGAUCGAUGUUGGCAGGGAUUCUGGAGGCCCUGGGGCGAUGGUGCCAAGGCGCAGGUGCCCACGCCCAAACUUCCAUCAGCUCUGGCCCCGCUGCUUUCGGACGAGACUUUCGCCGCCUGGUCGUGUCGCAUUUCGCCGCCCAAUGCGGAGCUACGGCUGCACCAAGCUGAGGGCAGUGAUGGAUCGCUGCUGUGGCAAGUGGAGGGUCGGCAGCAGGUGUUGCUUCUGGAGACUCCGCCAGCCAAAGCCUUCAAAGCUAAAGGCUCCUCGCUGCUGAAGCAGGGUCAAACCGUCUACAGUCCUUGGGAGGACUUGGAGCUGAAGGACCCUUUCUCGGUGGUGCUUUCAGCAGGGGAGGUUUUGUGCGUGCCAAAGGGCUGGUGGUGUUCGAGCCGAUGUCUCUCAGCCUCUGUGUGCUUGUCUGCAGCGCUUGGGGCACUCCCAGAAGCAGAGACCUUGAAGGACUUUCCUCAGGAGUGGACGCAACAUGCCCAGGAGUUGCUGGCACGUUGUGAAAGAUCCAGUGGAGCACCCGUAAAGCAUGUUCUCGUUGAAGGGCGCACUGUCCAUGGGGCUUCAAGUCGAAAGCAACGCUGCAACGCCGUGUGCCAUGUGCAGCUCUUUGUUGGCAGGCGAUGCUGUCGCAGUUCACGGGCCACCGGUGGUCCGGAGGUGUGCUUUCUGGGAGCAUCAAGGGACGGCGACCUUGGCCCCAUGGAAGACAUCCUGCGUUCGAUGCGUUUGUCCGAGCGGUGCCUGGUCGCCCUGGGUGCCCCCGAGGUGAAACUUCUUGACAUCGAACUGCUUGAGGUUCUUCUUCCUGAAGCUGAAGUUCCAGGGCAGGAUUUCUUCCAACGUUACAUGCGCGCCUGGUGGACCUGGUUUCAGGACCCUUCAGAGUGGCAGCCUCUUCCCACCACGCGUCGGAGCACGGAGCGUGCCAACGUCCUUGGCAGCACGGACGUUGCGACGCAAGACGGUGUCGACUUGCCGCGAUGCCACCGCUGCGGCGCUGUCCAAGCGCCCGCACGUUGCAGCGGUUGCGCAUUGGUGUCCUAUUGUUCCAAGUCCUGCCAGCGUGAGGAUUGGUCAUACCAUCGCCAUGUCUGCGUUCAAAAA
Molecule: messenger RNA, 1379 nt
Organism: Cladocopium goreaui
Lineage: Eukaryota; Dinophyceae; Suessiales; Symbiodiniaceae
Source: the annotation of a GenBank genome assembly